Messenger RNA from Penicillium nucicola, 795 nucleotides. Its product is annotated as sulfotransferase family protein. The transcript has a single exon. NCBI's taxonomy places the organism in Eukaryota, Fungi, Ascomycota, Eurotiomycetes, Eurotiales, Aspergillaceae. The record is from RefSeq and is a predicted model, not a curated record. The coding region runs from base 1 to 795 and encodes 264 amino acids.
AUGGUCCGAUUCAUUACAGACCCCAGAAGCGCCCCAACCCCAACUCAAACCCCCCAAAUAACCCUAAAAGUAAUAGGCGCAGGCCUCCCCCGAACAGCAACAUCCUCCCUGCAAGCAGCCCUCGAAACAUUAGGCUACACACCAUGCCUACACAUGGCCCAGAUAAUACCCCACGCCGACCGCCAACAGCUCCUCAUCACAGCAACCCACGAAAAAGACCCCUCCAAACGACAAAAGCUGCUCUACACCCUAACAGCCGGCUACGCAGCCGUCUGCGACAUGCCGGCUAUAUUCUUCCUCCCCGAUCUAAUGGAUAUGUACCCAGACGCACAGGUAAUCCUGACAACGCGCCCCAGCGCGCAGAUCUGGGCGCAGAGCUGUUAUGCUAGUCUUGGGUUCUUCUUCACGGGGACGUUCCGGGCCGUGGGGUUGCUCUGGAGGACGGAUCGGUUGUGGUAUUCUCUUAAUAUGCGCAUUGUGGAGUGGUGCUUGGAUCGGUUUGGGACUGGGGAUCUGUUUACGGCUGGGGUUUAUGAGAUGUAUAAUGAGUCUGUGAGGGAUGUUGUUAGGGGGAGGGGGGGCGAAGUGUUGGAGUUCACGGCUGAGCAUGGGUGGGGGCCGCUUUGUACGUUUUUGGGUGUGGGUGUUCCUGGGGGGGCGUUUCCUAAGGUUAAUGAGAGGAAGACUUUUCAGGUUAUUAAAGGUAUUUUGGUAGUUAAGGGGUUGGUUAGUUGGGUGGUGCUUGGGGGCUUGGGUUGGGUUGCGUGGUGGUUUGUUUUGGGGUUAAUGGCAUGA